AUGCCACAGGCUGAUCCAGGAGAGAGGCUGCUUGGCAAGCUGGGCUAUCGCCUGGGCCAGACAUUAGGGGAAGGCAGCUUCUCCAAGGUGAAAGCGGCCACCUCCUCCAAACACAAAGGCCCCUUGGCCAUCAAGGUGUUGGACCGACGGCAAAUGUCCGCAAAUAUUGUCUACAAGUUCCUGCCACGGGAGCUCUCCAUCGUGCGCAAAAUCCGACAUCCCAACAUUGUGCACGUCUUCGAUGUCAUUGAGGUCGGCAAUAGGAUGAUCUACAUUGUGAUGGAGGCCGCAGACACUGACCUGCAGCAGCUGGUGCAGGAGAAGGGGAGGCUGCCCUGCGUCCCCCAGGCCCGGGGCAUCUUUGUGCAGGUCGCCAGAGCUGUGCAAUACCUGCACGACCGCAACUUGGUGCACCGCGAUCUCAAGUGUGAGAAUGUGCUGCUCACUGCUGAUGGCCGCCAGGCCAAACUCAGUGAUUUUGGGUUUGGCAGGGAGAUCCAUGGCAAGCUGGACCUGAGCAGAACCUUCUGCGGGACAGCGGCCUACUCUGCCCCAGAGGUGCUGAUGACAGUCCCCUAUGAUGCCAAGAAGGCCGACAUGUGGAGCCUGGGGGUGAUCCUGUAUACCAUGGUGACCGGCACGCUGCCCUUUGGCUACGCCAAUGACCACAGCAUCGUCCAGCAACAGAAAAAGGGGGUGGUGUACCCAGAGGGGCUGCCCCCACUGCUGGAGCCCUGUCAGGCCCUCAUCACCCAGCUCCUCCGGUUUAGCCCAGCCGAGCGGCCCAGCGCUGGGCAGGUGGCCCGCAACGCCUGGCUGACAGGGCACAGCGCAAGGAGGAAGCGCGCCCCAGAGAUCCCGGCACAGCACUGA
This is a messenger RNA of Colius striatus (speckled mousebird), 873 nucleotides long. Its product is annotated as testis-specific serine/threonine-protein kinase 6-like. The coding region runs from base 1 to 873 and encodes 290 amino acids. Gene Ontology annotation, biological process: microtubule cytoskeleton organization; intracellular signal transduction; protein phosphorylation. The transcript has a single exon. Lineage: Eukaryota; Metazoa; Chordata; Aves; Coliiformes; Coliidae. Gene Ontology annotation, cellular component: cytoplasm. Gene Ontology annotation, molecular function: tau-protein kinase activity; protein serine/threonine kinase activity; ATP binding. The record is from RefSeq and is a predicted model, not a curated record.